AUGGAUAGCGUCGGCGACGGCAUGCUUAAUUGCGAUUCGUUGAGCUCGUAUGGUCUCCCCCGAGCUGUGGAGGAAGACCUUCCAUCGUAUUACGAGCACCUCUCGCUCAGUCUCUUGGCUCCGGAAACCCCGGAGCGAGCUCCCAGUGCUCGAGGCAGACGGCGAUUGCAAACCUCGAUUCUCCCUUUACCAGAUCAUCUCUCCAGCAUCGGCGAUUUUCUGGAAGGCGUUGUCGCUUACGUCGAAGUCCGCUCGGAUCUGGGCGACCAUUCAGACGCUAUAGCAACUCUCCUCUACCGCAUGGGUGCAUCGAUUGUCCUCACUCUUUCAACGUCGGUCACUCAUGCUGUUUUGUGUUCGGCACGCCUCGCUACCGUACGUAAAGCGAAGUCGAUGAGCAUCCAGAUCGUAGCCGCACGGUGGGUGAUGGCAUGCAGGGAUCAACUGCGACGGGUCGAGGAAGAGGAUUGGCCCAUGCUGGCGAACACCGACGAUUUCCGAGGUCUUCGACAAUACCGUUACAAAGUUUCUGGCGUCAACGAUACGCCAUCCCCCAUGUCGGUUCGGAAUUUGGCGAUGCUGUCGAAGAGCAGGAGGCAGCGGUCUCAGAAAAUCGGAGACUCCCCGACGGCAUCACCCCACUCAGCAAGAUCCGCGUGGCAGUCUCCGAGAAAGAGUCUGAGGAGAGUAUUAUUUACUCGACCGGAUCUACGUGUUGCUCUGCCGAUACCGAGUGAAUCUGAAGGAAGAGAAGAGGAGGACGACGCAAGCAUGCUCAGCAUUCCCGAGACUCAAGAAAUCACCGAAGUACCAGAGACACAGAAUCCCAAUCUACCUGAAUCUUUCUUCGUACCGGAGACUGAUCCAUUGAUGUUUGACCGGGAUAUAGAUUACUUCGCGGAUGAUUCCUACCUCGAAGUACCCGAAACGCAAGGAAACAACGCUCCUUAUCCGGAUAUCGAUCUCCCUGACGUGGUUAGCUUGAAUGACCAACCCGCUAGGGAAGCUUCCGAACAGCAUGCCCCCGAUGCGUCCGAGCAGCCGAUUACACAAGAUCCGUCUCAGCGUAGGAAGAUCAUCGAGGACCUCUUCGCGCAGGGAAACUUGGACCUCGAAGAGAGUUUCAAUAGUCUCAGCGUUCAUGACAGAAGCGCGCCUCCUAACGGAAUGAUCUAUGAGCGGAAAGAAACGUCGGCAGAAAGCAUCGACAUGAUGAUUGAAGGAAAGGAACAGGAACCGUUGAGCGAUGAUAUCUCUCAGGAUAAGUCCUUCAGUUUCUGCCGGAGCACACACAUGGAGCUGACUCGAGUUGUUCAGAGCGCCCUUGGAAGGUCCGUUUCACGAGCUCCGGACGCGACCAUGGUGUUGACGCAGCCGGCCCCGAACGCCGAAAAUACCGCACGGAUACGAGAAUUGGAUCACGGAAUGGACGAACCGCCGCAGAUCGCUUAUGAUCAUGACCAUAUCAGUUCUUCCCUUGAACUAGUCUUACCCCAGGGAACUUCCCAAAGUCUCUCCUCCGAUGCCUCGCCGAUGACGGAGAACACGGCCCUCUACCUGGGAAGAGGGGAUAUCGUUCCGCCUGAUGACGAAGUCUCCAUGGAUUCGGGUGCUGUUUGUGACAGAUCGGAUAAGCUUAAUUUGUGUAGCGAGGAAAUCGGAAUUUGUAACUCGACCGGAGACGAAAUGAUCAUGUCGCACGAUAGUCAUGAGAAGCGUCAGAGGCGACAGGUGCCCGAAUCGAGCUCCACGAGUUUUUCGUUCUCGGGGGAAAACACGAGGCGUGACAGCAGCGGGGCGGUAGCUCAGCGCCAAAGCGUAGAGAGCAUGAAUCGUCAACAUUCUGAAGUCUUCACGCCAAUCUCGGAUAGACUUCAAGCUAGAGUCAGCGGGGUGUUCUCAGACGACAACUCGCCCUGUAUCGACACCCGGAGGACCAUUGUCUUGACCGGUUUCAGAAAUAAGCGCUCGAUCUCUAAAGGCCUCAAAGACCUAUCGCGGAGACUGGGCCAUUACGAUCUCGCUAAUGAGGUGGGGAACGUCCGGACAAGCGACGAAUCGAUGUUUAAUAAUAUACUAUGAUCUGUAUACUCAUCAAAACUCUUGUGGGCCCAGGUAACGACCCGUACGGAAGUUAUUGUGAUCGAAGAACACAAGCGGACUCUAGCUGUUCUUCUCGGCAUUUCAUGGGGUUGCUGGUUCGUUUCUCCGAAAUGGGCCACUGAAACGAUCAAAGUUGGGCGAUGGCUUGAUUUCGGAAAAUUUGAAGUCAGAAAUUUCUUGGCCCCAAUGUUCGUGAACCGGGAAGCACGCAUGAGCCUGGUCGACUCGGACAAAAUAAACAUAUUCCGUGAUAUGAAAGUAUUCGUUUCUCGACGAGAUUCGCUCAAACCUUCGGCGGACGCAAUACAGCGUAUGAUUCUACAAGCGGGAGGAAAGGUUGUCUUCGAUUCUCGCCAAGCGCAGGUCUUCGUGGGACUGUCGAAGCCGAAGAGAAAGCUCAGCUGUCAGAUGGUGACGCCCUCCUGGAUUGUUGAAAGUAUUUCAGCAGGACAGCUCCAGCCCUAUGAUGAAUUCCGCUUGUAGCUAACCGGUUUGAUGACUGAGUAUUCUUGGUCAGCCGACAACCCUUUCGCGGAGAGACCUCAUUGGAAGCUCAUUGAAGAUUCGGAAGGGAACGAAUGGUGAUUGAGCGAUCCUGGAACAACGCACAUGGAGACUAGACACCGUAAAUCGGUUGUAUUAUACCUUUAUGGAAUAAAAAUCGGAUAUCGACAUCUACGAUACAAUAGAA
Galendromus occidentalis (western predatory mite) is the source of this 2794-nucleotide messenger RNA. It is a transcript of the gene MCPH1, whose product is annotated as Microcephalin. Lineage: Eukaryota; Metazoa; Arthropoda; Arachnida; Mesostigmata; Phytoseiidae. Gene Ontology annotation, biological process: mitotic cell cycle. The record is from RefSeq and is a predicted model, not a curated record. The transcript is spliced from 12 exons.